AUGUUAGAAAAAAAGUUUGCUGACAUUGACAAGAAAUUUGAGAAUGUUUUAAACAAGAACAAGAGGAAGUUAGAAAAUGCUCAGAUAAAGCCUAUACAUGACAAGUUCUUAUUUGCUCAGAAUGGUAUAACAGGUCUAAUUGCACCACCUGGGUCGGGUAAGACUUUCACUUAUCUUAAAAUGGCUGCACAACAACAAGAACUAGAUGAGAAGAACCCAUUCUAUGAGUUAGUUGUCAUUUGUAGUACUUCUGGUCAAUUUGACCAAACCGUCAAUUCGUUCAAAGAUAUUAUAAAGAAGUCUAAGUUAGUAUGUAUAAAAGACUCUGAGUUGUUAGAUUGGAUAAAGAAGUACCAAAGAAGAGUUUUGAAGUAUAAUGCUAUAAAUGAGUAUAUAAAUUCUAAGUUUAAAGACCCAAAUGAGGAAAUGCAGAGAAUAUUAGAGAAGAAACACUUCAGAAACAAACAGAAAGAGAUAGAAUAC
This is a messenger RNA of Trichomonas vaginalis G3, 483 nucleotides long. RefSeq names its product P-loop containing nucleoside triphosphate hydrolases family. The transcript has a single exon. The record is from RefSeq and is a predicted model, not a curated record. Gene Ontology annotation, molecular function: ATP binding; hydrolase activity; DNA binding. NCBI's taxonomy places the organism in Eukaryota, Parabasalia, Trichomonadida, Trichomonadidae. The annotation marks the transcript as partial.